Molecule: messenger RNA, 1485 nt
Organism: Colletotrichum spaethianum
Lineage: Eukaryota; Fungi; Ascomycota; Sordariomycetes; Glomerellales; Glomerellaceae
Product: alpha-1,2 mannosyltransferase KTR1
Exons: 3
Coding region: 1-1485 (494 amino acids)
Biological process (GO): protein O-linked glycosylation; protein N-linked glycosylation; cell wall mannoprotein biosynthetic process
Cellular component (GO): Golgi apparatus; membrane
Molecular function (GO): alpha-1,2-mannosyltransferase activity
Source: RefSeq, a predicted model, not a curated record
AUGGCGGAACGCAACAUGUCCUUCUCGCCAUUUUGGUAUUCCUUCUUCAUCACGGUCCUGUUAGUCCUUCUCCAGAUUCCAUCGGCUUCUUCGGGGCCACUCUACUUUCGCGAUCCUUCACCAAGAGCUGCCUUUGUCGCGCUUGUGUCCGAGACCCAGCUGGGCCAGAUGGUUGCCUCGGUCGCACAGCUCGAGAAGCGAUUCAACAGCAAGUACCGUUACGACUGGGUGCUCUUCAGCUUUGAGGAGCUUAGCGAAGACUUCAAGGAUGCUGCUUCCAAUGCCACUGCCGGAACUGUCACCUACGACUUGAUCCCUCAGCAACACUGGUCUAACCCCCGGUCGGUUAACAAUGGCUGCUUUGAGGCUGGUACUGGGGUGAACGCCGACACAGCCCAGAUCCGAGCUUCGCAGCACAAGCUUCGCUGGUCCGCUGGUCUCUUUGCACAAGAGAAGCGUCUCCAGACUUAUGACUGGUUCUGGAUGGUUGAGCCUGGUACACAGUUCAUGUGCGAUAUCAACGUCGAUGUGUUCCGCGUAAUGAGAGAUCAUGGCAUUGCGUACGGCACCAACGAGAUAUCUUCCCAGAAUGAUGAGAAUGCGAGGCUGCUAUGGCAGAGCACCAAGUCGUUCGUAGACAAGCACCCCGAACUAGUUCGAGCUGACGCCGACAUCACGUGGAUUGUGAGCGACAGCGGCAACUUGAGCAAGCCCAACUUUUCUUCUCAUCAUUACGUUGAUGAAGGGGACGAGGUACAAGUCGAUCAAGACUCUCAAUCGGAAGUCAAAGCCUGUAGAGUCAGCGGACCAGAUAUUGAGGCCGGCGUACGUCCCGGUGUUUCCUAUGAGGCUGAUCCUGAGCAGUGCGACCCCGACCUGGUGGCCAAUGCCUAUGAUACCCAGCUUUCUUCUACCUACUGCCAGUACAACGCAGAAGCAGACACCGUCAUUGAGAUUGGCAACCUCAACCACUUCCGUAGUCUUCAGCAUACUUCCUACUUCGAAUACCUCGACAACGCCGGCGACUUCCACUACGGCAACACCGGUGACGUUGGUGUCCACUCUCUGAGUGCCAGCAUGUUCCUACCCCGCGACAAAGUCUGGCUUCUUGACGACAUGAUCUGCGAAAUGUGCGGCUCUCACAGCUGCCUUCCCUUGCCGCGUUCGACCUCUCAAAUGAAUGCUGUCGGAGACUCAACCUACCUGGCUGACAUUUUCGGCAGUUCCUGGUUCCAGCCGUGCGAGGGUAGCCAUCUUUCCAUCCUUCACCGCAUCUGGGCGAACAUAGCCUCUGGAGUCGUUCGACAGAAUGGCUUCCCCGCAGCACAAACCGGCCACACCGCCCUCGACGAGCGCAACUUCAAGAUAUACAAGCCAGAACGGUACCCCGUGGAUGUCAAGCAGGGAUGGUACUCGCUAGAGGAUACCUGGGGCUCGUGGGCUAUCGAUCGAGGCAAGUGGUUCCUAGCUGUCUUGGGAUGGUAA